Molecule: messenger RNA, 1962 nt
Organism: Cyprinodon variegatus (sheepshead minnow)
Lineage: Eukaryota; Metazoa; Chordata; Actinopteri; Cyprinodontiformes; Cyprinodontidae
Gene: terf2
Product: telomeric repeat binding factor 2
Exons: 11
Coding region: 17-1669 (550 amino acids)
Biological process (GO): telomeric loop formation; protein localization to chromosome, telomeric region; negative regulation of telomere maintenance via recombination
Cellular component (GO): shelterin complex; chromosome, telomeric region; nucleus
Molecular function (GO): telomerase activity; double-stranded telomeric DNA binding; G-rich strand telomeric DNA binding
Source: RefSeq, a predicted model, not a curated record
GAAGAGAAGAAGAAAGAUGGAAGGCGCGAAUAUGGCGGAAAAUGAAAGUAUAAACAUCAAUAACCUCGAACUUCAGAAGAUUGUAAACCGAUGGAUAGUGGAUUAUUACUUUUCUGUGGCGGUGGAGUUCUUUAAAAACCAUCAAUAUGCGGACUUUUGUGGCGUUAGAACCAUAUUGGACAAUGUCCUUGAACGUCCAACUGAAUCCGUUGAUGACAUGUUGUUAAAGCUCAGGGUGUUGCAGUUCCUCUCACGCAUUAAUGAAGGCGACAAACUUAAUGCUUUGUUUGAUCCAGAUCAGUCAAAAACUUCUCUGGAAUCGGCCCUAGAUUUGCUGGAAAACAUGAGAACAACUUUCCAAAUUCCUCAUAGGGAUAUUGACUCUGCAUCCACCAUAAUUAAAGAGAUGAGGGACAUAUUCAGCCGUCUCAUCCGUCAGCAGAGGAGCACGCACAAGAUCAUCGACCAGCUCAACUUUCCACAGUUUAAGACGGAGAUGCUGCAGUUUUGCCAGAAGAUCUGUCGCUUUACCGUCCCGUACCUUCACAAGGCUGCAAAGAUGCUUCUUUUGCAAAGAAUCGAAGUACAACAUGAUGAGACAGCUGGAGUUGAUGAGCAAGAGGAGCCUAGUCCUUCCUCUUGCGUACAAACAAACACAGUUCGGCUCACAUCAAGAAAGUAUCAAAUCAUCCAAAAAGCUAGUCUUGAAAUUGCCUACAAAGCCUUAGCUGAGGGGUUGGAAGAAAAAACAUUUUCUGAGUUGGAGGAAGAAGUGGAGGCUGAAGCUCAGGAAGGGGUUUGCCUUUGCCAGCAACGCUCACUUGAUCCAAAGAGAGGUGACGAUCAGAGCCUAGACCAAGAAGCACGGCUUCAGAGAGACUCCUGCGGCCCUAUGGAAGCUUCCCCAGCGGAACAGCCACCGCAGAGAGACGCAGAGCAGCAAGAUCAGACAGGGUCAUUAUAUACUGUGGCCCGCUUGGUAGUUGAACCAGACAGCCAGGUGAGCACACAGUACUCAAUAGCUGAAGAAGAGCUGGAGAGGAGGACAGAAAAACCUCCACAGACGCCACCAACAAACAACAGCUCACAGGGUCCACUUACUGAAAAUCAGGUAGAAAUUCCCACAAGAAUCCCAAGGCGAACUAAUGGAACACAAACAAGUAGAAAUUCCAACAGAUCCAGUGUAUCAUCAGAACAUGAAGAAGAGCUACAGGAGAAGUUGAACACCUCCAGAUCUCCAAUGAAGAGAGCUGAUGAACAACCAUCCAGAGGUUCUCCCAGUUGUGAGGUAGACAGCAUCGAAAGUUUACCAGACUCUCCGUUGGACAUCUCCCCAAAUACGUCCUCUCAUCAGGUCCCUCAAAAAAACUCCACUCCUCACAAAGGCGCUAACAGAAAAUUAAAACUCCUAAUGAAAAAUGCAGAAGGGAGCAAGGUUGAAUGGAAGGACGAAGAAUCCUUUUUCCCCUCCUUAGGGAACAGUGGUUCAAAUUCAGGAAAAAGGAAAAGGGAGUGGACUGAGAAAGAGACGGAGAUGCUAAGAGAAGGGGUCAAGAGGUUUGGAGAGGGUAACUGGAGCAGGAUCAAGGCUCACUUCCCCUUUAAAAACCGAACCAACGUGAACCUGAAAGACCGGUGGAGGACAAUGAAAAAGAAAAACUUGGUUUAAGUUGAUUUUGUUCAUUCAUUCCCGAGGCCAUUUGGGGGGGUUUAUGGUCUGAAAACUGUGAUAAAAUAAAUUUUAAAAAAAUCAUGGUUAUACAAUGUCUCUUUCCAACAACAUAAAAUAACAGGAUUUGAAUUUGUUAUUGUUUUCUGCUGACUUGUAUGGAAAAAAAUGUUAAGACUGAAUUUAGACAUUCAUUUUCUAGUUAUCUUUACCACUUAAAGCACUUUCUCCUAGAAGCACUCCAGCACAUCUAGAUCAGGAUCAUUAAGUGCCUUGCUAGGGGAACAUUGACC